AUGGCGGAGGAAGGCGGAGCGGAUGCACAGAGUGGGUCUUCAGGGGACAAGCUCAGUGCGCUGUCGUUUGAUAUUGAUGAGCUUGAUGACUCUGAAUUUGACAUUCCAAAAGUUGACAACGUUCCAACCUUGGAGAGCAUCCUGAAUGAGGUCGAUGACAGUGCAUCCAUUCUAGAAGAUGAGGAAACUUCAGUGCCAGCAGCAAGCCCAAGAACUGGGCUACAUCUUCUACACACUGGUGAAUCAGGAGAAACUUCCUCCCUGUCCAGCCAGGACAGCCACGAUUCCAGACGCAAAGUCAGGAGCAAGAAGCCCAUCCCAACAGUUCAUGGAUCUGUACUGAGACCCAGCAAGUUAAAGAGUAUCUCAGCUCAGCUCCAGUCCGCUGCUGACCGAGUGGAUGCAGGGAUGCCCACUGGGAUUGCUGUUUCAUCAUUAAUUGCCAUAGGGACAUCACAUGGUCUGGUACUUAUAUUUGACCCUAAACAAGUCUUGAAAUGGUGUUUGGGCAGCACUGUUGUGGGAGCCCAGUAUGGUUCUGUGUCAGCCCUCAGUUUCAACAGAGACUGCACAAGGUUGUUGUGUGGAUUUGCAAGAGGACAGAUCACAAUGUGGGACCUGACAACAGGGAAGUUGCUACGGACAAUAACAGAUGCUCACCCACCUGGGACAGCAGUAUUACAUAUAAAGUUUACAGAUAGCUUUGUUCUUGCAGUGUGCAGUGAUAGUGGUGGUUCUGUUUUUGAAUUGGAAUUCAAACGCCUGAUUGGUGUACGGACAUGUGAAUCACAGUGUCUGUUUUCUGGAAGCCGUGGAGAAGUGUGUACAAUUGAACCUCUUCACAUGAACUACACAAUUAAAGAUCAUCCUAUGCAGGAGGUGAUGGUGCUAGCCAUGGCUUCAUUCUCUAAGGUUCUGCUCGUCACAUUACGGCCACAUUUGAAGGUCAUGUUUACCCAUCCAUUGAAGGGAGAUCCAUCCACUCUUCCUUUGCUGGCAUGGCAGUUUGUCAUCAUUCAAGUCUCUGAGAAAGACAGAGUGAUAGAUCCUGUACUGUCAUUUGCCAGAGAUAAAACAAUCUACUUCUUUCAAGUAAUUUGUCACGGUCCUCAAGAUAUUCGAACUGUUGGUCUUCAGAAAAUAAUCGUCAAUUACCAGCUGCUCAGUAUUGCUUGGAUGAAUGCAAGAACUCUUGUGUGUUUAGACAGAACUGAGAAGCUUCACGUGAUUGAUGUGCGGUCAGAGGAGGAAUUAGAGGUAAUUGAUGUUUCUGGGACCCAGCUUGUGUAUGGCACUAGUUACUUCAAAUCUCUUGCCACUGGGGGAAAUGUCAGUCAAGCAUUGGCAUUUGCAGGCGACCAAGCCUGCUAUCAGUCAGUGAUCAGUCAUAGUGGCCAGCUGUUUUUGCUUGGAACCAAAGCUGUACAUAUGUUUUCUAUUCGUACAUGGAGAGAGAGAAUCAGUGUUUUGGUCAAAGAGAACCGUUAUCAGGAGGCACUGGCACUUUCUCUUUCCUUUUAUAAGGGAACAGCAAAAGCAGUGAUUGGUCUGACAGGCACGCAGGCCAAGAGAAUGGAGAUUGUGUCUGCUGUGAUGGUUGAGCUGUUGAUGGAGUACGUGGACUUGGCCAUAACAAAGACACCAAACAGUGGGAAAAUAGAGGAGCUUGAAGAUUAUUAUCAGGAAAUAGUGCCUGUCUGUGUUGAUUACUGCCUCCAUCUUGGAAAUCUGGAGCUGUUAUUCGAUCGUAUCUAUGAGCGUUUCUCGAAUGAUGUUAUUGCCAAAGGCACUUUCCUUGAGUGCCUGGAGCCGUACAUGCAGUCAGACAGACUGACCUACAUCCCUCCAGCUGUGAUGAAAGACUUUGUUGACCACUAUGAGAUGAGGGGGUUGCUGGACAGUGUAGAAUCAUGCAUAGUUCAUCUUGACAUCACCAGCUUAGAUAUACAUCAGGUUGUGAACCUGUGCUGGGGACAUGGCCUGUAUGAUGCCAUCAUAUAUGUGUACAACAAAGGAAUGGCUGACUUCACAACCCCCUUGGAACAACUUCUGACACAGUUGGGUUCUGCUCUCAGUACAGGAAAACAGUUAACUGACAUUCAUAUCAAGCUAGGUAACAAAUUACUUGUGUACAUCAGUUGCUGCUUGGCAGGUAGAGCUUACCCAUUGGGAGACAUUCCUGAGGACCACGUUGAAAGGGUCAAAGAUGAGGUUUUCCGUUGUUUGACUUGUCUUCACACCAACACUCCUGCUCAAGAUGAGCCUGUAUAUCCAUACUUGAGGACAUUGCUCAAGUUUGACACCAGAGAAUUUCUCAAUGUUUUAGCAUUGGCAUUUGAGGAGCCCGAGUUCAACACAGAAGAUGGCAUCCAAAAAAGGCAGAGAGUUGUGGAUAUCUUAUUACAAGUCAUGGUGGAAAGUAUAGGAUUCACACCAACUCAGAUCGGCAUCCUGUUCACAUUCCUGGCCAGACAAAUGGCACGACAUGAAAACACCAUUCAUGUUAACAGAGUUCUCUUUGAACAGGUUCUGGAGUUUCUGGCUAACCCUGAGGAUGAGUCCAGGCAUGAAGAGAGGCAGCAGGCCCUGAUGGAGCUGCUGCAGGCUGGCGGGUUGGCUCAGUUUAACGAAGGGCGCCUGCUCAGUUUAGCUCACACUGCCAGAUUCUACCGAGUUUGUGAAUAUCUGUACGAGAAGAGACGAAGCUAUGACAAAAUUCUAACCUGUUACCUGAAAGAUCCUGCAAGAAGGUAUCAUGUGUUCACCUACAUAGACAGCAUCAUGAAGAGCCAGUCCUACACAACAGAGGAGAAAACAGCUCUUCAGGAUGAAGCACUUAAAAAUUUGGAGGACUUGGUGAGCAUUGACUGCAAACAAGCAGCACACACAGUCAUCUCUUGCUUGUCCAGUGGUCUGGUGGAUAUAGUGCAGAAGCUGCAGUCCAAUAAGCCUGUGUUGUUUGAAUUUCUGCAAGGUGUCAUCUCGUACAGAGAUGCUCAGAGCAGUGCCCUCAAGCCAGAAAAGCAGAUGAUCAUAGAGCCACAAGUGCUGGAGCUGUACAUAGACCUACUGUGUGAAUACCGCCCACAGGAUGUAUGCAGCUUCAUCAAGAUGAAUGAGGGCUACAGAUUGGAAGAGGCCCUACAGAUUGUUCGUAAACACAAAGCUUGGGAAGCAACAGCCUACCUGCUGGAGAAAGCCGGUGACAUACAGGGAGCCUUUAGGAUUCUGUUGGAGAAUCUGCAGAAUCUUUUGAAGACAUUGAGCCAGCAGUUACAAGACUCUCCAAAUGAUACUUCAGCUACUCAAGUCCUGUUCUCCAAAGCUGAAACUCGGCUCUUCAUUAUUGUUCAAUUAUGUCAGAGGAAUUCUGGGAAGAUAGAUGAAGCAGCUAGAGAAGUAAUAAUUUCAUUACUUUUUUGCAUGUUUAUUUUUAAAACCCAUAUUUCCAUGGUCAGAAAACAUAUCAACAUGGUCAGAACCCACAUUCCACCGCCAGAAACUAAUUUUUAUUGCCAGAAAGCAUAUUUCUGUUUCAAAGAGAUGACUCAUCAUGUGUUAAAUAGUAUGAUGGGCUACAUCUCACCACCAGCCAUUCUGCAGAAAAUCGUGCAAGAUCCAGCCUAUAACACAGGAAAGUUUGGAGAAGUAAAGGAGCUCAUUAUUGGCAUGCUGGAGAAUUACAAUUAUGAAGAGACACUAAUGGAGACUUGCAAGAACCUUCUGUACCAUGACCUGCAUAUGCAUCUGCGCAGCCUGACACAAACAGCGAUGAAAGGGUUCAUCCCCAGAGACAACAUGUGUAAUCUGUGCAACCAGGACUUCACCGAGUCCUCUCCCACUGAUACAGUUUUGGUUUUCAGAUGUGGCCAUUCCUAUCACACACCAUGUCUGCGUGCUGUUGGCUCGAUUCAUGUGUUCGACGGCGAGGAGAUGUGGGUGUGUUACCAGUGCAACAACACCCGUCGGUCCCACAACAUUACCAGCACCAGGUUCCAUCGCUCACUGUCCAACGCUGGCCAGGAUGCUAAAGUUGGGCGGCGAGAAAAGAAGGACAGUGCAGAGCUGAUUCUGGAUUCACAGCACAUUCAAGCUUUUGAAAAUAUCAGGAAGUCGAUGAAGAUGCGAUCUCGGCUUGCAAUACUGACAGAGCUAGCUAAGCCAGAAGCUUCCGGUGGGCAGAGAUCAGGGACAGGAGUUUUCCAGCAUGAGAAUUUUCGACUCAAGCUUGCAGCUCCCAGCCCUGUGGCACCAAGUUAA
This is a messenger RNA of Candidula unifasciata, 4260 nucleotides long. The record is from the annotation of a GenBank genome assembly. NCBI's taxonomy places the organism in Eukaryota, Metazoa, Mollusca, Gastropoda, Stylommatophora, Geomitridae.